Messenger RNA from Equus caballus (horse), 1190 nucleotides. The record is from RefSeq and is a predicted model, not a curated record. NCBI's taxonomy places the organism in Eukaryota, Metazoa, Chordata, Mammalia, Perissodactyla, Equidae.
AUGGCUUACGAGUGCGGGCGGGAGGGAAGGGAGGAGGAGGAGGAGACGGCGGUGGCGGCGGAGGAGGAGGAGGGUGGGGCGCUCUGGAACGCGGACGGAGGCGCUGGCGAGGGCGCGGGACUCUUUGCCCUCUCAGGGCGGAAGGAACGCAGCCAGCCUGAAAAAGGGCCGGCGCGACCCGAGCGCCCGAGUCCGCGGAGCGGCCCCCCUCUCUCCGAGGGGGUUGAGGGGCCGGGCGGUCCGGCCACCUUCGGUCGGAGCGUCGUCGUGUCCGGACGCUGCGGCAGGCCGGCUGCUGGGCUUCAGGGCGCCUCCGCGGAGGCGGGCAGGGUAGCAGGGCGGCUUUCGGGUGCCGAGGCCCAGCCGGCCGGAGAAGAGACUCGGGCAUCAGUAUCCGGACGCUGCACUGUCUGUUUCGGAAUCUGUGAACCGGGGCUUGAUGCCCUAGGGAGACAGGGUGCCGAGACGAGUUUCCGGUGCUGGGCAAUGCAGCUGAAAGUUCUGGAGACCGGAAGUCCAAAAUCAAGAUGUCAGCAGGGCUGUACUCCUUCCAGAGGCUCCACAGGAGAGUCUGCUCCUUGCUUUUUCCGGUUCCUGGUGUCUGCUGGCAUUCCUCGCAUUCCUUGGCUUGAAGCCACGUCACUCCAGUAUCUGCCUCCAUCUUCACAGCGCCCUCUCCUCUCCGCCGGCACAGCAUGGCAACUGACAGAUGGGUGGUGUGGUUCCAGGACCGGAAAUGAACCCAGGCCACAGAAACGUUCCUCUAGGUGCAACCUGGCAAUACCUCACGUCAAGCUCAUGAAGCUUGCCUCUCACUCUCCCCCUGAGGUUUAUCUGUUGACUCCGUGGUGAAGAAUACUGUGGAAAACCACCGUGGUGCUCAUGCUUAUGCAACCUAGGAGAUUUCUCACGCCCUUGGGGAGAACCUUUGAGCAAUGGGGAUGGGAUCCAACUGAUAAAUAUUGCCCCCCUUCUGUCCUUCUGUCAGUAGUUGACGCUACUGAGAUGAAUUUUGGGGGCCUCUUUGGCAGUCCCAUGGAUCCCGCAACCAGUCACUCAAGUGGUGGCCAACUUGACAAUGCACCUUUGCAUUGGUUCUCCAUCUUUCCUGCCUCUCUCACCCAUCCCUCACUCCCGCUCCCUGUUUCACACUCCUCAAUAAAGAAUGUAUAUUUAAGUCUUUGUUUCAA